This is a messenger RNA of Linum trigynum, 3986 nucleotides long. The record is from the annotation of a GenBank genome assembly. NCBI's taxonomy places the organism in Eukaryota, Viridiplantae, Streptophyta, Magnoliopsida, Malpighiales, Linaceae.
CACAAAUGGAAAACCCACGUGCCCGAAACCGACCCGACCUACGUGGCAGGUCUCCGGGCAGCCGCCACGUCAUUUAGCCUCCUGUGGCUGCUGGCGUCCUAAAAUAAAAUUCCCCCAAAUAAAAAAGAUAUGUCGCCAAGUUCGCUUUUUCCUUCCUCCGUCGGCUCUCCCAAUAUAUAAAUACCAACCAGCGAAGGCGCAGGGAAUUCAAUUUACAACAAAAACAAGCGGCUACAUAUCUGGUAUUCCGGUUUCGAUCUUAUUCCGAAACAAACCCCGCUGAUAUUUUCUCGUCGGAAAAAGCAAAGGGAAUUCGCCGGAGAGAAGAAAUGGGUGAGGGCGGCAACGGCACGUUCGAAUCAAUCAGGGACUGGGUCUCCGAGCACAAGAUGAGAUCCGUCGCGACCUUGUGGGCGAGCGGGAUUGCUGGCUCGAUAGCGUACAAUUGGUCGCAACCCAACAUGAAGACCAGCGUCAAGAUUAUUCAUGCUAGGUUGCACGCGCAGGCAUUUACAUUGGCUGCUCUCGUUGGAUGUGCUGCAGUUGAAUACUAUGAACGUACACAAACUGAAACAGCAAAAGCGAAAUGAGCACUUGAGGUUGCAAAUUGCCAGGGAAAGGGCGGGCUCAAAUGACAGGUUCAUGGCCCAUUUCCAAGUAUUCUAUUGCUGUAGUCCUAACGGUAUUGCCAUUGGUUGAAGAGGGUUACAGUUCCUUAUAAUUUUUUUCUUUUUUGUUUUGUUUCUAACUUAUUGUUUAUUCGGGCAGACAUGUGUACUGUAUACAUUAUACUUUUCCAGUCGUUAAUAAUAGUUUCACUCUCCACUAGUCCAGUUACUUCAACCGCUGGAGCUAGAACCAUUAUCACCAUUCCUUGUUGAAGUCAUUCUCGAAUGGUGUCUUCAAUCCUCUGUAUAUCUUAAAUAUGUUCAACUUUUGGAAUAGAUUUCGUACCACUCACUAUAGAGACGAGCCAAGAGUCUGUCAUGAAUGAUUGCUCUUGCCUCUAAUCACGCCUCUGGUGCUGGCUGGUAAGGUCUGGAACGUGGUCGUCGGUCUCCAGAUGCUUAUCUUGUUCAGAUAUCGUUUGCUUGUCUUGUUGAGUGAUAUUACAGAUUGGCAAUGGUCUUUCGCUCGAGCAAGAAAUUGGCUCUUGAGCCGACUACCUUCAAACUGGCUUCCCGGAUUCCUCCUGUCCUAUGCAUAGCACAUGGAUAUUUCCACAUUUCAACAUUAACGAAUUUAAGGACUUAAUUAGCUCAACCCACCCCUAAUUGAAUGGAAUAAGCACCAGAAGCUUGAAGAAAUAAUCAAAGAAGUGUGGAUACGCUUAGGAUCGACAAAAGCAGCUAUUGAAUCAUAAACCCGCACAAGAAAAAAAAAUUACACUAAUGUAUUAUGGAUUUAAUGUUACACCCCCGACAUUUGGGUUUAGAUUUAACCGUAAUAAAUGCACGUGUUGGGUCGAAGAUCAGUACUAAAUUGACUCAAACCAAUAGGCAGGAGUUGGCCAUUAUAUCGUGAAUGCUACAUGGGUUAUCGAGUGGGCCUUGGCCACGAUGACCACUUGGAGCGGUGCUUCGUGGGAUUAAGUUACAACACAAGUAAAGUAGCAUUAGGGUUAGGCGGUGAUUGGAGGAAGAUCGAAGGAUAAAUGGGUAACUAAAUGGUACCUCCUGCCGCAGAGAGAGAAGAGAGAAGCGAUGGAGGAGCCGCCGCGGAGGAGAAGCAGUUUAACAAGGACCGGCGAUAUAAGGGUAGUAAAAGAUGUCACGAUGAUGUCGUGGGAGCUGCCAUGAAUCAUUCUGCCGCAUCGAUGAUUGCAGGACCGGCAAGUUGAGGUGCUGGCUCGGACGGUACGAACAGCGACUGGGGAAACUAGAGAGGCAUCAUUGAAUUAAUUAUUAUAUCAAGCGGCGGCACAAAACCGGUUAAGGGGCGUCCCUCCAAAGUUACUAGCUGCUGAAACACGAAGCAGAGGUAAGUAAAUUACCUUGGUCUACAUAAUUCUAGAUUUGGUUGGGCAAGGGAAAAUGGGGUUCACAAUAGUUGCGUAUUGGAUCAAGGGCAUAGCUUUGCAGUCGUUAAUUGGUAAAUUCAUAAUUUCAUGAUGGUGGAAUGUUAACUCUUCAUGGCAAUCGAAUCUUUUGGAGGAAAAAGUGAUUAUAUAAACUUGGGUGCAUGUUUAGGUGGGACACGUACUGAUCAUGGGUGAGUGCACAAUUCAGCUUGUUAAAGCAAUUGUAAACAUAGGUGUCCAACUAGGUAAACGAGGUGGCAUGGAAGUUUGAGGAAGCUAAGUGGGGGACCUAGGUAAUGGACACGUUGAGGAAUGUGUCUCAUCAUACAAAAUGGAAGAAAUGAAAUAUAGUAUGGAAAUUAGUUCAUGGGACCAAAUAAUUGGAAGCCAUCUACCACAUAGGAACUGAGAUUGUUACGAUCUACUUUUGUGCUCACUUUUAAUUGGAGGAUACGGUAAUGUAUAAGGAAAUGGGGAGUACGAGACCACGCUACCGGGGGAGGAACAAACCUUGAGAAGCAUUCUAAUUUAAUCGUGAAGCCAAGUGGAUCAACUUGAACGAUCAGGUGAGUGUAAAUGGGUAAAUUCUACGCCUUGCGGUUUUUCAAGUAUAGAUUUACGUUAUGUACGUGCAGUAUUUGAUUCAUGUUUGAUAUUGCAUGAUUAUGUUUGAUGAUAUGUGAUUUGGUUGAGCUAUGAUUUGAAGUAUAUUGUGGAUGAGUUUAUUUCUUACUUGAAGCUUUAUGUUUAUGAGUUAUUGUUAAAGUUUAAGAACAAGUUCUUUUUAAGAAGUAACUCACCUUCAAGAAGGUCAAGUCGUUUUAAGUGUUUUUAGUCACUAGCGCCAGUCCGUUGCCAUUUGAGAUUUUCAGAUAGAGCACCAGUUAUGCUCUUGAGAUAUUUAAGUUGAGCAGCAUUGAGAUAUUUAAGUUGAGCAGCAGUUAUGCUCUUGAGAUUUUUAAGAUGAGCAGCAGUUAUGCUCUUGAGAAUCGUGGAAGAAGAACCUUCCACGAUAAGUUUAAGUUUAAGGAAAGCCUUGAUGGCUUCUCUUACGUAUGAGUUGGCAACCGGACUAGCUAGUGAGGGAUCCCCGUGUCAGUCAAAAUUUUAAGUUGAGAUUUGAGCUUUAAGAAUACAGUUUUAACAGUUAAGAUUUUUAAUAGUGGAAGUACGAAACAACUUCUACUAACUUAAGUAAAGUGAUCAAGUAUUAAUAAGAUGUUAAACGUAAGGGCGUAGACUGACCCCAUCUCACUCACCAGUUGGAAGAGCUAGAGGAGCAGUUAGUGAGCAGCGAGUUCGAGGACAGCCAACUAGAGGAGAACAGUAUAAGCGUCACGGAGGAUGCUUAGUCAAGGUUUUUAGUAGCAACAACAUUAGAGAUUAUUAGUUAUUUAUAUUUAUGAUUGAGUAUAGACUGGAGAUCAUUUUGAGAUUUUAAGUAUGGAGUUUGCCCAUGUGUUAGGGCGUUGCUUUAAACUACAAGUGUGUGUUUUCAGUAUUUUAUUUAUGAAAAUUGUUUCCGCUGAAAUUUAAGAUUUGAGUAUUUUAUUUUUCAAGGGCAUUUUAAUAAAAGUAGUACCCGUCCGGGUUAGGGUGUUACAUUUAAUGAUAAUCAACUGAAGAUUUAUUGAUACCGAUACCAAUUACAAGUGGCAGAUUGAUUGGUGGAUUGGAUUGGUAGAUUUAUUGACUAAAUUAAUUAUGUGAUUAGAGUCGACGGAUUGGUGAAAAGAUGUAAGUUGGGUUAAUACCUUAUUUUGGCCCGAAUUAUACCUAAAUAAUCAAUUUUGACUUGUGAUUUCAGAUAUUGAUAUCCUGGCCUCAACUAUACACUAUAUAGACUCAAUUGGCCAGACGUGUGGUUUGACCGUCAAUUUGGACGGUCAACACCAUUGACUAACGUUUAACGCUCCAGUUCAAUUCCUUAUCAGCACCAAAAUUAUAAAAAAAUUUGAAUUGCGAA